This is a messenger RNA of Trichobilharzia regenti, 2720 nucleotides long. Lineage: Eukaryota; Metazoa; Platyhelminthes; Trematoda; Strigeidida; Schistosomatidae. The record is from the annotation of a GenBank genome assembly.
AUGGAAGAGGCUUAUGCUGGCCUACCUACUGUUUACAACUCCAGACGCAUGAUAAAGCAGAUUAAAAUUUGUUUAAAAUCGUUGCAAGAUGUGUCGAACCAGUCUAUCCCUUCUGUUCGGCCAUUGUUAACACGAAUUGAACUAUUUGGGAUCCUGACCUCAUGUUUGAACCUUUUUGAAGUGUCGUCAUCAAUAUGGAAAAUAAUGUUUACAAUAUCUGACAAUUCUGGAAGAUUUUUGGAUGCUUCGUAUGCUUUAGUAAACUACGCCCUUUCAAAAGUUUUCUCACACGAAGAAAACGUUUCGGUGUAUGAUAUUUUGAAAUCAGUUCGUAACGAGGUUCUAAUGGUUCUUCAAAAUAGUCAAGAGAUUCUGGAGUCCUCACAUGAAGCCUGUGUAACAGGUAGACUACCUACUCCACACGCACACUUCCAGUCAGUUAUUAUAUCUUUAGGAAGGGCUUAUAUCGAACACUAUUGUGAUUGGCCUGCUUUCUCUGCCCGUUUGGACCUUAUUCGACUGGAUCAUCUGGAGUUUUUCAAGGGGAAAUCGUGGGCUUCUGUGUGUGCUCGUGGCUACUUCUACUGGUUUCAUCUUCAUGCUCGCUGUAUAUUUGGUGGUAAUUUCGAACUACCCACUACCGUAGAUUGCUCAGAUACGUACCAAAAUUUUCCACCACCCUCUCUAUCCCCAUUACAUGCUGCAGCUGUUGUCCGUAUGCAUGGUCAAACCCUGGUAAAAUAUAUGCGUCAAUCUUGUGAUGAAAAGUUGCAGAGUCGCUACAGUUCUGAUAAGAAUAUUAAAUCUUCGACUGUUGAGGAAAAAGAAAACGAAGAUCCAGCCAGUAACCACAAUAAAGUAAAGUCUCCAUUUUCAGACCCAGAUUUAGCAACCACUGCUUGGUCGUCCACUUUAUUACCAGACAACGAAUUACUCAAUUUGUGGUUGGGGACAAGAUUACUUUUAUAUGGCUGUCGUCAAACAGCUGAAUUAUAUACUCUUCUGGGAGUUGUUAAAGAAGCUCGUGUGUAUCAAUUUGAAUUAUUAUGUAUCAGUCAGCGAUUCCAUUUAUGCAGUUACGCUCAAGUUGCCUUGAAUUUAAUAGCUCAUCAAGAUUUAUUUGCACAAAAUCGAUGGGCUUUCGAGUUACGUCUACGUCAAUUAAAGCAUAUUGCAAGAUGUCCAGUGUCCCUUGAAGAUAUAUCCAGUAAGAGAUUGGAACAGGUAGCCAGAACUAAUUCAAAAGUGAGGUCCAAUCCUGAAGGUUUUCGUGAGACUGAUGAGUCCGCUUUUAUUCGUUCAAAAACGUUCCCUAGUAGGUCUCUAUACAGUGGUGAUGGUGGCGAGAUGUUGCCUAAGAGAAUGAAUGAAGGGGAUUGCUUAUCACGAGAUGAAAUUUCUGAUGGAUCCAAUGUAUUACUAACUGGUGGUCAUAACAAACAUUUUAGUUCACUAUUUUAUGCCAGCCCAACUUGGCGUUCAUUUGCAGACAAAAAAGUCAAUGCAACCGAUAUGUUUCCCAGUGCUAUACAGAUUGGCUCAGCAAUUGCUGGGAAACGGCUAAUUCCAGAUUGGAAUUUAUGGUAUAACGAGGGUGUGUAUAUACCGGCUUCUAAACACUCUAUCUUCGAAAAUACGAGUUCCUCCUGUUUAAGUGUUGGUGGUUUACCAGUUGCAACCUGUGUCUGUUCCAUUCUCAACGGAGUAACGUGGCCUUGGUUAUCUAUCGUAACGCGUUUAGUCCGAAACAAUCUCUUAGCAGUAUCUCACUAUUUGCCUGCUUUAUACACUUUUGCACCAAAACCUACAAUUCCGUCUACGAAAGCUUGUAAUCAGGUAUGUGAUUUUAUAAUAUUUUUGAGUCGUCUUAUUUAUUUAUCUUGUUGCUUAACUUGUAAUUUAUCAGCAAAUGUAUGAAUGUUGUCUCUGCGUUGUGUACUUCGCGAUGAGUUAAUGUUAAAGUCAGGACUCCUACGACCUGUAACACCAUUCAUCAUGACAUGUUCUGAAACUGGGUUUCAGUUCAAUCGUCAAAUACAGUGUCGCUUUAAGUAGUUUUUUUUAUUGUUGGGAAAGCGACCGAGCACUUCAGUGUCAGUUCAGAUUUCUGUUUCAUACGACAGCAUAAUUUCAUUCUAGCAGUCUUUACGCAAAGUCUAUCACCUGGACCGCAUACAAUAACUGGGUGAAAGUCAAAUGUGACUCAAGGUCUGAUUUCUGAUAGAAAUAUUGCAUUUUUAAUCUUAACUACCUGCACUUUUAGCUUUACUGUUAAUCAAGUAAUGGGAGUAUUUUGGAUGUUAUACACUAGGAAAACGAAGUUGUCUUCAUUAAGAGAUUGUAGGGAUAGCUCCCAUCACCUUGUAGGUGCGAUUUCGAACUUUGUAGCAGAAUGUUGCUUCGUGGACGAGUAGUUGUCUGUUUCCACCCUGAUGAAUUAAAUCAUUAAAAAGAAUUACUCCUGAAAUACAUGACUCAGUGUCCGUGUGUGCCUGGGACUGAUUGGACGUAGAGGGGGGUAGACUAACUAAGAGUUUUAGUGUGGCAGAAGAGGUUGAAGUGUGAAGUCUGUUGCUCUGUUCAGUCUGUCUCUGUCUGUUUUCGACAUAGAACUUUGCACAAAUGUGCGGAAGUUCAAGUCGCCACAUUCCGUGUAGCACGCGAAGCAAGAGAAGAAAGUACAAGAAAAGCAUAAUAGAAACAGUGAGCAGAGGUGUGAG